GAGAUGGUGAAAGGGGAAGAGGCAGAGAGAGGCGGUUGGAAAGAGUGACGGUGAAAGAGUGACACAGCGGCCGCGGGAGACAGAGAGAGGCAGUUUGACAGGUUCUGUCAGGUUUGGCUGCGUUUUUCCUCCUGGCACGAGGAUCGGACUCGCACACGGCCCGAUGUGCUGUGGUCCUGUGACAUGCCAGCAGGACACUAACCAGAGACGAGGAGGGAGAAGAAGGACGUGGAGGGGAACGGCGACACAAAUCGGGAAGUUUUCCAGGGGGGGAAGGAGGCAGCGGAGCAGCACGAGGAUGGUGAUCAAGCGGUCUCUGAGCUGAAGGAAGGACGGCCUGGUUUUCUCUGAGCCGUUUCCAGCCCGAUCACUAUGAGGGAGCGCAGCCGAUGCUUGAUAAAGUGGAGGAAGAUCAGCAACGGAGCCCCCGACCUGUUCAAGAGCUUGACAAAGGCCUACUGGACUUGACAGCAACCGCAGAGAGCGUAGCAUAGCCGGUGCAACGGGAGGAGGUAGAGGUAGGAGGGAGGUGAGACAGAGAACAGAAGACAAAGUCAAGAAAGAAGAUGAUAAGGAGGGAGAUUAGUUAGAUGAAAGCAGGGCUAGAGGCAGAGAGUAAGAACUGAUAAUCAGACCUGCAGAAGAGCAGGCAGAAUUGAGAUUUAACGGACGGAGGUAUGAAAUAGCAUCAUCCACCAUCAGAGAACAUUAAAGAAGCAGGAGAAGUAGGGAAGAGAGGGGGAGAGAAAUAGAGAAAGAGAGAUCAAGAAGUAGGGAAGCAAAGGAGCUUCAGGAAAGGAGAAGGCGAGGCAGAUCCAGAGGAGAGGCGCUGGUAGUAUUCGUGACACCGGAAAUCAGCAGCAGUUCGUAGCGAUGUUCAUGAAUUUCCGUCGAAUCCGGAAGUGUCAGUGUGUGCAGCUGCUGACCACGGGCCUGGUGCUCUGUGUGGUGAUGGUGUGCUGGGAGCAGCUGGACCACCACGUCGUCAGCCACAUGAGGUCCUACACCUACCGCUACCUGGUCAACAGCUACGACUUCCUCAACAGCUCCUUCGCCAUCAACCAGCACCGCCGCCAUUCCCAGGAGAGCGACGGCUCUGACGGUGCGGUUGGCGGGGUGGUGAGCUACCCUUACCUCAUCAACCACCCGGAUAAAUGCGGUGGCGGCGGCGGCGGUGGCGGCGGACACAGAGAAGGGAGAACGCGGGACAACAUCCUCUUGCUUCUGUUUGUCAAAUCGUCGCCGGAGAACUUUGAGCGGCGGCAGGCGAUCAGGGACACGUGGGGCAACGAGAGCUACGUCUGGUCCAAGCUGCGGGAGAACGUGAGGGUGGUGUUUGCGCUGGGCGUGCACCCGGACGCCGGGCAGAGGUCCCAGGUGCAGAGGGCCCUGCUGCAGGAGGACCAAACGUACGGAGACCUGAUCCAGCAGGACUUUGUGGACACCUUCCACAACCUGACCACCAAACUGAUCCUGCAGUUCCACUGGGCCCACCGGUACUGCUCGCACGCUCACUUCGUCAUGUCCGCCGACGACGACAUCUUCGUCCACAUGCCGAACUUGGUGAAGUACCUGUGGGGUCUCCAGAGCACCCAGGCAGGGGCUAAGGACCUGUGGGUGGGGCACGUGCACAGGGGAGCGCCUCCGAUUCGCUGUAAAGACAGUAAAUAUCACGUUCCCUAUGAGCUGUAUCCCUGGCCGUCUUACCCGGACUACACCGCCGGCGCUGGGUACGUGGUGUCCGGGGACGUGGCUGCUAAAAUCUACCAAGCUACCCUGGUGCUCAACUCCACCAUGUACAUAGACGACGUGUUCAUGGGGAUUUGUGCCAAAGCCAUGGGGGUUUCCCCGCAGGAGCACGUGUACUUUUCAGGGGAGGGCAAGGCGCCCUACCACCCCUGCAUCUACGAUCACAUGAUCACAUCGCACGGGCACGCCACGGACGUCCGCUCGCUGUGGCAGGCGGCGACGGACCCCGCCGUCGACAGCGUCUCCUCUGGAUUUAUGGGUAGUCUGUAUUGCACGGCAAUGAGAGUGAUGCUGCUGUGUCGGCCAUAUUACCAGAACACCUAUUCCUGUCUGGCAGCUUUUACAUAAACGGACUGCUGAGGAUGUGGAGACUGCUCAAUGCAAAAUGUAUCCAAAUCACACACACACACAUACACAAACAACAUACACAUCCAUACACAUAGAUGCAAAACACACACCCACAAGUACUGCAGUCUCUCUGGCAUUUUUUUUUUUUUUUUUUUGCUAUAUUUCAGUGUUUUCUGAUGUUGUGUGUUUGCCCUGUUGGAAUAAAGACCAAAGCCAUUCUGUCAAGCAGA
Messenger RNA from Myripristis murdjan (pinecone soldierfish), 2327 nucleotides. RefSeq names its product UDP-GlcNAc:betaGal beta-1,3-N-acetylglucosaminyltransferase 5a (gene b3gnt5a). Gene Ontology annotation, molecular function: N-acetyllactosaminide beta-1,3-N-acetylglucosaminyltransferase activity. Bases 874 to 2097 code for a protein of 407 amino acids. Lineage: Eukaryota; Metazoa; Chordata; Actinopteri; Holocentriformes; Holocentridae. Gene Ontology annotation, biological process: protein O-linked glycosylation. The transcript is spliced from 2 exons. The record is from RefSeq and is a predicted model, not a curated record. Gene Ontology annotation, cellular component: Golgi membrane.